This is a messenger RNA of Ophidiomyces ophidiicola, 1623 nucleotides long. RefSeq lists its product as uncharacterized. NCBI's taxonomy places the organism in Eukaryota, Fungi, Ascomycota, Eurotiomycetes, Onygenales, Onygenaceae. Gene Ontology annotation, molecular function: transmembrane transporter activity. The record is from RefSeq and is a predicted model, not a curated record. Gene Ontology annotation, biological process: transmembrane transport. Gene Ontology annotation, cellular component: fungal-type vacuole. The transcript has 4 exons. The coding region runs from base 1 to 1623 and encodes 540 amino acids.
AUGGAAUUUCCCACUGUUGAAGGGAUCCAGAUGGUCCCAGGUACCAUCCACAUAGUUGAUUUGGAGGGGACGAUGAACGUAAAGCAUCAGAAAGGUGGUCAGAAAGAUAUCAUCUUAGUUCCACAACCAACCAAUGACCCCAAUGACCCUCUCAAUUGGAGUAGAUUUCGCAAGGAAUACCAUUUCUGGCUGCUAUGGAUUUGGGGCUUUAUUGCUGCGGUCUCUGUCAAUUGGAUAGGGCCUGUUUGGACGCAAUUUACGAUCGAUCUCAAGACAAACUUCGUUCAGCUUAACAUUGCGGCUGCCCUAUGCUUUCUCUUCCUAGGCAUCGGCUGCGUCGUGAUGCAGCCGAUUGCGAUGAAAAUUGGCCGGCGGCCUGUUUACAUCACUGGGACCUUGUUCAACCUUAGCGGGUGCAUUCUCGGAAGUUUUCAGCGGUCUGUUGAAACCUUCUGGGUGGUCAGCAUCCUAGGUGGUGUGGCUGGCGCUCCUGUGGAUUCUCUCGUUCAGGUCACUACCACUGACAUUUUCUUUGCCCAUGAGAAGGGUACACGGUUGAGUUUGUACAUUUUUACCAUGUAUGCAGGCUCCUAUCUCGGGCCUGUCGCCGCAGGAUACAUUGCGGACUCUCAAGGCUGGCGAUGGUGCUUCCGGUAUCUUGCCAUCUUCUUCGGUGUCCUCCUUGUUCUUCAAAUCUUUACUAUGGAAGAAUCCAUCUUCCGGAGACCCCCUACCCCAUCAGAGAUUGCCGAUGAGAGUGUCUUAGAGGACAAGAUGCAGGCUGUUGAGAAGGGGCCAGAUACCCUCCACGUCACAGAAUCUGCGAGCAGUGCGCCGCCUCCUCCGAAAUCGUACUGGCAGCGCAUGGGUCUAUGGAACACCACUUACAGUGAUCCUCGUCCCCUAUGGUUGGUAGCACUGAGCCCGUUUUUCCUGCUCACAUAUCCUGCCGUGAUGUGGGGAGGCCUUGUUUACGGCAUCCAGAUUAUGUGGCUUUCCCUUAUCACGGUGACACAGUCCGCUACCUUCAGUGCGCCGCCGUACAACUUCAGCAUCACCAACGUCGGUAACACCAAUUUCGCAGCCUUCAUCGGUGGUAUCCUUGGCAUGUUUUGGGGUGGUUCUGUCUCCGAUUGGUGCAUUCUUCGCCUUUCACGCCGGAACAAGGGCAUAAUGGAGCCAGAAUUCCGCCUGUGGACGAUGCUUAUCCCUGCCAUUCUUAACACGGGCGGCCUUCUCAUGUACGGUCUAGGGUCUCUCUAUGGUGUCCAUUGGAUCCUUCCAGCUGGUUUUGGAAUGGCUCUCAUUGGCUUUGGCAUUGGAAGUGGUGCAGCUAUUGCCAUGACAUAUGCUGUCGAUUGCUAUCCGCGAGCCACGUCAGAGGCUCUCGUUUUGAUGCUCUUCAUUCGCAAUUUGAUUGGCACUGGGUUCACUUUUGCUAUUGAACCCUGGCUUGAGCACAAUGGCCUGCAGAAUACAACAAUAAUAAUGGCUAUUUUGUGUUUUGUUGCAAAUAUGUCAUUCCUACUUAUGGUUUGGAAGGGUAAAAGUAUGCGAGUAUGGACUGCUAAAAGGUAUUUCCGGCUGAUGCAACAAAAGGCUAAAUAUGCUGUUGGAUCUUGA